AUGUUGGCUAUAAUCAUUAUUGUUGGUUUGGCCAUAGUGAUACCUGUUAGAAUAAAAAUGGUGAUUCCGGAAGGGGAACCUGAGACACCUGCGAAACCACUAGGCGAUAAAGGCCCCAAAGCUCAAUUGCAUGAAGGUGUUGUUGGUUCUGCAGAAUCCCCUGAGCCUGAAGGUAGUACACCUCAAACGCCUAACAAACCUUACAAGCCUUAUAUGUCUGGGGAGCCACUGGAACAACCGUUCGACAAAAUCAUGGAGCAAUUUCCAUCUCAACCACAAACUCCACUUCAACCCUCACAUUCACCUCUGCCUCCACCACAAUUUCCUCUUCCACCUCCUGUUGCACUUGAUUUCGAAGAUCCAUACAUUCUUCCUAAGGGAAACUCUCGCGAAACACUUCAAUCUCCUGAAGGGUUCCCUUCAGUUGAGCCUAUUGAGGAGCCGAAAGCAUUUGGGUUUCAUCGAGAGCAAAUAAUGCCAUUUGACAUGCGAUCGCCGGAAGUUCGUAAUUCAGAAGAUUUCUUUCGUGUCCCAAAUCCCUUUAGGGCGAAGCCAAAAAAGGAAGAACCCGCUAGACUUAAGAAGAAAGAAAAAGACAAGAAAGGAGUAGAGAAAAAAAGGAAAAGCGAACAGCGUAAGAAACAGGGACCGUACGGAACGCCUGAUAGAACUCCAAUCAAAACUCCAAGAUUUCAUGGCCGCGGAGGAGGA
Messenger RNA from Strongylus vulgaris, 711 nucleotides. NCBI's taxonomy places the organism in Eukaryota, Metazoa, Nematoda, Chromadorea, Rhabditida, Strongylidae. The record is from the annotation of a GenBank genome assembly.